AAUUAUAACAGGUCUAGUAUAUGACUUCUUUUGUAUAAUCAACAUUUGCAAUAUCGACAAAGCCAAAUUUUGAAUUUUUAUAGCAUUAAAUUGAUUCUGACUCAGAGAAUGAAGAACAAAGAUAAAAAUUAUUAUUAAUGCAUGAUAAUCAGAAGGAAUAAAAAAAGUUUAAGAAAUUAAUUGAUAUCGAGAUGGUAAAGGAAGAAUUGAAAAACAGACCUAAUGUUGAAUAGAGAUUAAGUACUAUAUAAAAGAAAAAAAUUUCAAAGAUAAAAAGUGUUCGUACUCUAAGUGAUCUUAUAAUACCGACAUCUCCAGUUUUAAUAGAUCAAUUAGGAACUUUGAAGAAGAUAAAAGAGAUACGUUAAGAGAUGCCUCCUGAAUUAAUGGGGAGAAUUUAUUCAGAACUAAGGUAAUUUAAGAAAUGAUUAUAUUUAAGAUAUGAAUUUGUGCCAGCCUUAAAUCCAGUUUAUAGAUAGGGAGAUUAAAAUAAAAAAUUUUACAUUUUAUUAGAAGGUAAAGUGGUUGUUAUGAAACCAAAAUAGAAGAUGGUGGGAUCCAGUAAAAUAGAAUUUGAUGAUAAUUUGUAAUAAAAAGCUUUAGGAAAAAAUGAAGAUGAUCCAUUUGGAUUGAAAAUUCUUUUUCCAGAUUAUAUAAUACUAAAAAUCUUAUUUUAAGGAGAGUAUGUAUAUUUUAAUAAUUUUUUUAGUUCAUUUGGAGAAGCAGCCAUAAAAUUAGAUAGAGCUAGAUCCUCAACAGUUUUUACAUUAGAGGAUACUCAUUUUUUAUAUUUAAAUGAAAGUGCUUAUCUGGAAUAUUUAAAUCCAUAUUUAAGCAUAGCAUUAGAUAAAAAGUUAUAAUUUUUUGAAUAAACUCCAAUCUUUAAAAAUAUUGAUAGAGAAGAUUAUAUGGGCAUAGUUUUGGAAUGUAAACUAAUAACAAUGAAAGCAGGAGAAGUAAUAUAUGAUGAAGGGGAUAAAACUAAAUAUAUAUAUUUUAUUAUUAAUGGAGAAAUUGAAUUGCUGAAAUAAGUAAAAAAGAAAUCAGUAAUUUUAUCAUCAUAUGGAGAAUUUUAAAGCUUUGGUGAAGUUGAAAUUAUGAUGAAAAUAAAUAGAUAUACAAAAGCAAAAGUAAUUUCUCCAAGAGUUAAUUGCUAUAGAAUUAGAAAAAGAAUGUUUUUUGAUAAUUUAGGUAAUUAUGGAGCUUAUGAAAAUAUGAAAAAACAUUCAUCUGUAAUUUAUAAGCAUUGGUAAUUGAUAUGUCUUACAGUAUAAAAAUCAAUUAAUCCAAGAGAUGAGGUACAAUAAUACGCCUUAAUAUUUUAUAGGUUUAUGAAGCUGCCCAAGAUGAUAGUUAAAAUAGACCAAAUUUUUUGGCUAAAUCUAUUUUAAAUAAGAAACUCAUAGAAUCUUAAGGGUAGAUAUUAAGUCAAAUUAAAGUUUUUUAAAAUUUAACUGAUACCAAUCUUAAAGAACUAAAGAAUAUUAGUAGUGAGAAUUAAAAUCUACUUUAAAGAGUUUAUAGCAAUACACUCUAAAAAUAUUAAGCAAAGUUGUUAAAGAAACCUUAAUUAGCUGUUUGUGAUUCUGAUGCCUCAUGUAUAAGAAAUUAAAAUAAAUAACCUACAAACACUAGUAUUAAUUUUGAUAAUAAUUCUACAAUAAGUCCUUUAAAUGAAAAUAGUCUUGAUCUAAAAUUAAGCUCGAAUAGAUCAUCUGUCAUUAUCAGAAGAGAGAGUUAAUAAAAGAUUACUCUUCCAUCUCUGCAUCCUUCAUUACACAUAGUUGGACCUUAACCUUAAUCAUUAAAUACAGUUUUAGAAUCUAUUAGUAAAUUACCAAGAGUUCCAAAAGAUAAUUUAGUUUUAUCGUUAAUGUAUUAAUAAGCAUACAAAGCUGAAAAUCCUAUUAAAAAAGCUAAAGAAAUUUAAUAAGUUAUUUAAGCAUCAUAUAGAAAUGUAUAAAAUAGAUUCUAACCCAAACAACAUCAUUUAACAGAAAUCUAACCAUCAUCAAAUGAACAUAGAAUUAAGAAUUUAUAAAUUACUGGAUUAAUGAGUAUGAGAUAAUAAAAAAAGCAAUAUCUGAAUUUUGUACAUCCAAAAAAAAUUGUUGGAGGUAAUCAAAUUAUUUGAUGCUAG
Messenger RNA from Paramecium sonneborni, 2140 nucleotides. NCBI's taxonomy places the organism in Eukaryota, Ciliophora, Oligohymenophorea, Peniculida, Parameciidae. The record is from the annotation of a GenBank genome assembly.